Molecule: messenger RNA, 1282 nt
Organism: Papaver somniferum (opium poppy)
Lineage: Eukaryota; Viridiplantae; Streptophyta; Magnoliopsida; Ranunculales; Papaveraceae
Product: cyanate hydratase-like
Exons: 2
Coding region: 135-836 (233 amino acids)
Molecular function (GO): DNA binding; cyanate hydratase activity
Source: RefSeq, a predicted model, not a curated record
AGCAGAAAUUGAAUAUGUUUUCUGGUUUUAAAUAUGUUAACUUGUAACUUCUAGCAGAAAUUGAUAUCAAUACACAGAUUCAUAGUGUAACACCAGUAAUAUUGCGCAUCAAACAAGACUAUUACAUACAUGUGAUGACUGUUACAUGGAGUUGCCACAAUCACUGGAUGUAUUUGGUAAUCCUUACCGUAGAGAAAGAUAGCCUGUUGUUUAGAGAUCCACGUCUACAAACCCCUAUUUACAAUACUCGUCCCCUGUCCAAGCACUGUGUAUUAUAUAAAACUCGCACUCACCUAACAUAUGUGAACAAAGUGGCAACAAGAAAACAGCGUAUUCAUUUCUCGAUAAUAACAAUAAUGGAAGAUACCAAAGGAAAGGUUGUGAGUCAUCUUCAAGCAGCGAAACAAAAAUCCGGAAAAUCAUUCACCGAAAUAGCACAAGAAACUGGUCUGACGAACGUCUAUGUUGCUCAGCUCUUUAAAAGACAAGCCCAAUUGAAGCCUGAAACUGCAUCUAAACUGCGGGCAGUGCUGCCGGAGCUACCCGAUGAAGUGGUCGAAGAGAUGAUGAAACCACCCAUGAGAAGUUACAAUCCUAGUCUCAUACAAGAACCUACUAUUUAUAGGUUGAAUGAAGCUGUGAUGCAUUUUGGGGAAAGUAUUAAGGAAAUUAUAAAUGAGGAAUUUGGGGAUGGGAUUAUGUCUGCUAUAGAUUUCUAUUGUUCUGUUGACAAAGUUAAGGGUGCUGAUGGAAAGGACCGUGUUGUUCUUACACUAGAUGGGAAGUAUUUGCCAUACACUGAACAGAAAUCUGAGAAUAUGGCCUCAAGGAGCUAAAUAGAAGCAUUUCUUGAUGGCCCUCUUGUGAGAAAUGGAUUCCCUGCAGCAAUAAGCCAAUUAGUAAUAGCUAUAUGAAUAUGAUGGCCUUUUCAUUUCUUCUGUUUGCUUUUCCCAUGCUCAGCAGGUCAAGUAUGAUAUAGUUGUAAUAUCAUUUUAAAGGAACUAUUAGUUAAACUUGUUAUGCUUAAGUUUCACUUCAUCUUAAUAUUUGAUCUUGUUGUUGGACUUAAGUCAAUAAUGAACCUCUUUAAUCAGUCUAGCUUAGCUAGCACUUGGGGGGACUGAGAAUCAUCUGUGUUAUGUUUUUAUGAAGGAAAAGAAACAUUUGGUUUCGACCUCCCUGAUGUUGAUGAGACGAGCAUUUUGUUUUUUUUACCUCCUGGAGCCUGCCAUUGAUUUGAACUUCCACUUGUAACAGAACCUAAUGAAAUUAUUUCACUGCA